AGGGAUACCAUUUUCAGUAACCAGAAAAAGCUACAUUUUCAAAUCUUUAUGUUUAUUUAAAUUUCUAAUAAAAAAAAAGGCAGGCAUGUUUGUUGCUGCUUUCCUGUCAACGAAAGCAGCAUGUCGGAAACUUUGAUCCAGCGUAUAAAGCAGCUGGAGGCAGAGCUGGAGAAAGUCAAGUCGCAACUGAAGGAGAAGAGGAAAGCUGGAGAAGACACAGACCUGGUUUCCAGUCAGUCUCCUAAUGCACACCCAGAGGGCAGACCUGAUUGUAACACCACCAGCAGCAGCAGCAAGAAAAUAGGUAAGAAAAGUGGCAAAGAGCGUCCCUUCGACUUCUCCGCUCAUCCCCGGCGCCAUGUGGCGUUGCGGCUGGCUUACCUGGGAUGGUCCUACCAGGGGUUUGCAGUCCAGGAGAACACAGACAACACUGUGGAGGCCAGACUCUUUGAAGCUCUGCUGAAGACGCGUCUGAUUCAGGACCGACAGCGCUCCAACUAUCACCGCUGUGGUCGCACCGAUAAGGGAGUCAGUGCCUUUUCCCAGGUCAUAACCAUCGAUUUGCGCUCCACGCAGUUUAGUGGAGGACUGGGCUUCGUGCUCCCUGAAAAUGUCGACGCCACGAUCAAAAACAAAGCUUCUGCCUCUGAACUUCCAUACGUGAAGAUGCUUAACAGAGCUCCCCAGGACAUCAGGAUCUUGGACUGGGCGCCAGCGGCAGAGGGCUUCAGUGCACGCUUUGACUGCAAGUCCCGCACCUAUCGGUACUACUUCCCCCGGGGACGCCUGGAUGUUGCGUUGAUGGCAGAUGCUGCGAAAAGAUACGAAGGCACUCACGAUUUUCGUAACAUAUGCAAAAUGGACGUGGGAAACGGAGUCCUGCAGUUCGAGAGGACCAUCUUGUCAGCGUCGGUGAAGCCUGCGCAGCCUCGGCAUGUCUCAAGCACGGACAAAUAUGACCUCUUCGUAUUCGAGAUUAAAGGACUGGCCUUCCUUUACCACCAGGUACGGUGCAUGAUGGCAUUGCUUCUCCUAAUAGGACAGAAACUGGAAGCCCCGGAGAUAAUCGAAAAGCUGCUGGAUGUUCAGAGUAACCCAAGAAAACCACAGUACAGCAUGGCAGUAGACUAUCCGCUGGUUCUGUACGACUGCCACUUUGAAGGUUUGAGCUGGAAGCAGGAGAACGAGGAGGUGAAUCAUGUCCUGUCUGCGCUUACGCAACACUGGACCAUGAGUGCAGUCAAGGCUCACGUCCUCCAUGGCAUGAUCCAGGGUUUGGAGACCAUAGGUGGAAUUUCCUCCAACCACUGCAGUCUGGUAGAGGGCAGCAGGCAGAGAAACUACCGGCCCCUCCUAGAGCGUCCAUGCUGUGAAAGCCUGGAGUCCAGGAUAAACCAUUUUGUCAAAAGAGGCAGAUUGGAGCGGGAGGAAGGGGACAACGGAGGUGAAAUGGUCCACAGAGGGAAAAAGUCCAAACACUCCCACAGUUCCCCCAGUCAGCCGGUUACUUCGGAAAUGCCUUCAUCAAAACAAAGUGCAGAUGAAAGUGCAGAAGACUAGAGUUUUCUGACACGAGAAUGGACUUGAAACUUUGAUCAUGUCAAAACGUUUUAUUAAGUUUAAAAACACUUGAUUUACAUUUUUAUUUAUGUAAAUAUUGAGUUUGCUUUGAAAUAAAUACAUUUUGGAGAAA
Labrus bergylta (ballan wrasse) is the source of this 1693-nucleotide messenger RNA. The record is from RefSeq and is a predicted model, not a curated record. NCBI's taxonomy places the organism in Eukaryota, Metazoa, Chordata, Actinopteri, Labriformes, Labridae.